GGCCGGGGCCGGGGCCGGCUGAUCGGGGCGUUCAGGGAUGGAGACCGCGCCCGGGAGAGCCCCGCCGUCCUCCGCCGAGGCGUUGCGGUUGGCGCUGGCGGCUCCGGGGCUGCCCGACGGCCCCUUCGGUUGCCCCAUCUGCCUCGAUCUCCUGAAGGACCCGGUGACGGUACCGUGCGGGCACAACUUCUGCCAGGGCUGCCUGGGGGCGCUCCGUCAACGGCCGGGCCCCCCCGACGGCGGCGGCGGGGCGGGCGGGGCCGCCCGCUGCCCGCUCUGCCAGGAGCCCGUCCCCGCAGCCUUACGGCUCCGCAAGAACCGCGCCCUCUGCGAGGUGUUACCGCUGCUGGCGGCCGCCGCCGCCGCUUCGUCCCCCCCGUCCCCAGCCGCCGGGUCCCCGAUGGCACCGGGAGCCGAGGAAGAGGAUGCGGCGGGGGAGGAAGGAACGGCCGUGCUGUGCGACGUGUGCCCGCCGGGGUCGCGGGUGGCGGCGGCGCGAUCGUGCCUGGUUUGCUUGGCCUCCUUCUGCGGAGCCCACCUGGAGCCCCACCGCCGAGCCCCCGCCUUCCGUGCCCACCGCCUGGUAGCCCCGCUGCGGCGGCUGGAGGAGGGUCUCUGUCCCCGCCACCUCCAGCCCCUCGACGGCUUCUGCCGCGCCGAGCAAACCUGCGUCUGCGCCCGCUGCCGCGCCCACGAGCAUCGCGCCCACGACGUGGUGCCCCUCGAGCGGGAGCGCGAGCAUAAGGAGGCCCAACAAGCCAAAUUCCUCAGCGAUGUGGAGAACGAGCUGGAGGAGCUGGCAGUCACCAUCGCGCAGGCCAAGAAGAUGGUGGAGCUCAUUAAGGGUGCUGCCACGAAGGAGAGGGAAAGAGUCGAGAAGCUCUUUGCAGAAACCUCUGAGGUCCUGGCGACCUUCCAGAAGGAGGUGGCCGGUUUCAUCGAGGAUGGGGAGCGCUCCAUGCUGGGGGAGGCUGAGGCCGAUCUCCGCUGGAAGGAGGAGAGACGAGCCAAGCUGGCCCAGUGCAAGCAAAACCUGGAGAACGUCCCCAGCACCGACACCAUCUACUUCCUCCAGGAAUUUCAGGCCUUAAAAGUAGCCAUGGAAGAAAACCUCUCCCCGGCUCUGAGCUUCCAGAAUGAGCUGAACUUCACCAAAUGUACCCAAGCCAUGGGCGCUGUGAAGGAUGUGCUGUCCGCUGCCUGCAAAAACCAGUGGGAUCACUUGCAGGGGAAAGGAAUUGAUGGGCUGAGUUUCCAGGAGAUGGAGGAAGCGUUGGCUGAGUCCCGAUUUCCAGACAAGUCAAACAAUCCCGCCUGCCUGGAGAGCCGUGAUUACUUCCUGAAAUUUGCCUUCAUCAUUGACCUGGACAGCGACACGGCUGACAAGUUCAUCCAGCUGUUUGGCACCAAAGGGGCCAAGCGGGUGCUGUGCCCCAUCCCCUACCCGGAGAGCCCGACCCGGUUCAUCAACUGUGAGCAGGUGCUGGGAGUGAACCUCAUGAACCGGGGCAACUACUACUGGGAGGUGGAGCUCAUCGAUGGCUGGGUCAGCAUCGGUGUCAUCGCUGAGGACUUUGACCCCCGGGAGUCCUACAACCGCGGCCGGCUGGGGCGGAACGAGAAGUCCUGCUGCCUGCAGUGGAACGGACAGAACUACGUGGCCUGGUUUGGUGGCUUUGAGUCCGUCAUCCAACAGCCAUUUUUCCACACAAUCGGGGUCUUCCUGGAGUAUUCGGAGAAGGCCCUGACCUUCUAUGGAGUCAAGGACUCCAAGAUGACCUGCCUGCAGCAGCUCAAGGUCUCCCAUUUUGCCAAGGGUCAGUUCGACCCGUUCCAGAACAAGAUCAACCACCAAUUCGCCUCUCUUUUCUUGUGCAAGCUGAAACCAGCCUUCUUCCUGGAAAGCGUCGAUGCCCACCUGCAGAUCGGGCCACUGAAGAAAGAUUGCGUUUCGGUGCUAAAGCGUAGGUAACUGCCCAGAGAGCGGGAGCACGGGAAGACCCAGAAAAGUCUCUCCUGCAGUGUAUUGCCGCCGUCAUGGCUUCCCUUUGGUAGCGUUGUAUUUCUCUGUGGCAGCCCUCCCUCCUCGCUCUGUGCUGUUUGUGACCCAGGGGUGGAUGAAGCCGUCUGGCGGGCAGAGCCGCGGGCUGGGAGCCAGGAGGUAGCUGGAUCCGAGUGCUGGCUCUGCCGCUGGGCUGCUGAGCGAACUUGGGUGAGUCUCUGUGCUGCUGCCUGCCCCUCAGUUUCCCUUUCUGGACAUCAGGGACUGCAACACAGCCUUUCUUGGUAAAAUGCAUUGCUCAGGAGAAGUGCCGUGUAAAUUUGCAUCUGUAUCUUGGCCAGCUGCCGGGCUGCCCGGUCCCUCUCCUUAAUAUCUGCUCACACUGCCCUGGCAUCUUGCACUGAUGCUCUGCUUUGUGCCUUAUCUUGGUCUCUGUGUCGCUGCUGCUUUUUUAAGCGCUGGCUCAUCGACACCUUCUGCAUGCUCCUUAUGAAGUGCCUUUGAAGUAGCAAGCCCAGCAUGGACUGGGGGAACCCCCAAAGCAGAUGCGGUUGCUUCCCCGGUGCCCGCAUCACCGUUGUGCCUUGGUGUGGGUGAGCAGGGUGCUCCAGGGUGGUUGCGAUGCGGAGGAGCCUGGCUCGGUGCAGGGGCGAUGCUGCGGUGACACAGUACCUGUCCUUGAAGGGCUGACCACCCAUUAGUACUGCAAAUGUGAAAUGAGGAUCUUUGCCCUCCCUUGCGCUGCAGGCGCUAGAUAUUUUGAAUGCUGCUCUGUGGCCAGGUUCAUUUGGGAAAAGCCAUGGUCCCGCAUGUGUUGAAGCCCCAUGGCCAUGGGGCUGUUCCCCACCGCAGCCAAAAAUCCCGGCUGGGAAAGGGGAGAAACCUCCUGCUGAGAAGCAGCGGCACCAUUCCUGCCUUGAGAUGGUGAAGCGAGCAGCACAGAACAGUUUUGAGGAUGUGCUUUUAGUAAACACGUUCUUUGGGAACUGCUUAUCAAAGCUUUACAGCCAAAUUCCGCCCCCCGCGUUUUAGAUGACCCUACGAUUUUAGGGGAUUUUAAUACUGUUAAACUCCCAACUCUUACAGUACCCUGGGCACACUUGAGCUGUAAAUAUACCCCUUAGCUUAGUGAGUUUUUUAAGUGACAAAGAGGUGCUGUGAGUAUGUCCCAGAGGUAGAUGGUCUGUUUUAGGCACAGCUGUGAAAGCAUUGAUAAAAAGUGCAGCAUCAGUCAGUUAUUAAAUGACUCGUUAGACUCUGGCAAUAAGUAACAAUUAACAAAAAAUACUCUCAAGCAAGUGUCCUCUCCAGGAAAGGUGGAAACUUGAGGCUGAGAGCCCAAAAUGCCAGUUCACGUGUCCUAAGGGAGCUUUUCCAGAAGAAAAAUACAGAAAUACCGCCUGUAAGGGUGGCACAGUGCAGUCCCUGUCUCAGCACAGUGUGCCUUUCCACAAGUUUAUUUUUUCUGGGAUUAGUUUGCUACCUACCUCCCGAAGCUUGCUUUACGGAAUCAUAGUGCUGUGUAAUAUAUACCUAGAGAGAAAAUAUAUUGGGUCAGGUUCUUCACUGGCGUGAGUGAGUCAGUGAUGACGCAUCAACGGUCAACAGGGAUGGAAAAUGGCCCAUUUAGCUAAAUAUAUGAAAUAUAUAUAUAGUCCCCAAAGGAUAAGCUAGAAAUCAUAGUAGUAUAUUCAAGGGGAGCCAAGGGAAAAUAGUGAGCAUGAAUAAAAAGGCAGCCACAAAGCUGAGGCGUUUAAAGUUAAAGCCAUAUUUACAUAAACACCAAGGCUUAAAGAGCUCCUUUACUCUAACUUGUUUGCGAGCGCUGUCAGCUCCUGCUGGCGCGGGAAGAGGUGCCCAUCCACAGCAAACGGUCGCUGCUGUGGGCUCUCAUUUGAGGGGCUGAAGGGUCCGAAUGCAGCUCCCCCUCCCCAGGGCAGGGCUGGUGAGUUGGUGUGGGAGGGGGACUGCUGGGAUGUGUCUGCAAAUCCCUUCUCUUCCUCCUCCUCCGCAUGUGGUGACUCCUGAAAUGCUGCAGGCGGUGGGAAAAGGAGAGGUAGGGCUUCCAGAGUGAAAUCUUCGGAUGAAAUCUUGGCCUUUCCCGGCCAGUGGGAAUGCUGCCCAGACUUCUGUCCAGAUGGGAGUUCGCUCCCCGUGUCCUGAGCUCCUACCUCAAAACCGCUUUUUUUGGCUCGUGCCAGUCACUCUCCUGCAAAACUCGGCCUUUGCACAAGAUGUCAGCGCUGACAUAGCGCAGGCGUUGCUGCUGUUUUGCUAACACUGGAGAGGACUUGGUAUCAGAAAUGCCUUACCAGAUAAGAAAGGUAGAGACGUGCAACAGCCCGUGCGUGGUCACAUCCCGAGAGGAAGAGGAAGGUAACCUUGAUCUCUGCUGCACGCCUGCAGGAAGAGUUCUCACAUGCAGGCUCCCAUCUCGGCUCUAUCUGCGCCCUAAAUCUCAUUUAUUCAGGCAAAACUCCCACCGUUCGCAGCAAGGAGUUUUGCCAGAGUAAAUACAGCAGUUCUGGGCCUUUACCCCAUUUCAUUUUGCUGUAGGCGGAUUGAUUGCUCUAUGGGGAAACCCAUGCUCGAUCCACGCAUCCCUCCCUUCUCUGUGUUGCCCAAUGCACAGACGCAAGUCUCUGACCUCCUUCAGGGUUUGGGAUGGUUCGGAGGGAUCCUAUCUUUCCCUUUCCAUCCUGUAACCACAUGGGAGCAGCUCAGGAGGACAUGUCUGGUGUUUGGGCUUUGCUUCUGGUUGUGCCAUAGCUUUUGCUUAAUCCACCUCUGCCCCGAGAGCUGGGAUGCUGAUACACAGCUUUAUGGUGGGUUUUGAGGGCUCCUGUGGAUGCGAUGCAGUUGGGAAGUGCUACCCAACCUUCUCCUUCCUGCUGCUUACUUUUAUCCUGGUUGGAAUCUCUGUAAAUCCUUAUGGUUUAGGGCAUAAAGCAAAUUCUGACUGAUUUAAGAUGGGAGCGAUCCCUCUGAGGUGUUGGACCAGAGCUUGCUCUGUGUUGCCAAUAAUUUGGGGUGUAAACUGGAAUGAUUAGGAAAUGUGCACUAUGCUAGCUCUGGAUUGCUGAUUUUGCUGCCAACGAAGGGCUAAAUGCGGCGUGUGAUGAGUUUAGAUGGAUAGAUAGCACUUGGCAAUUUAAACAGCCUUUCCGUGUUUCCUUGAGUUAUUUCUGCUGUCACAGAGUGUUCCUCUUUUUAAUUAGGAUUUUUUAAAUAUAGUUACUGUAGAGUAUUUUACAGUGUGUGAAAAAACUGUAACAGAAUAAUAUAAUGAUGUUAGAGACUAUGAUUUGCCAUUAAAUAUUAUACAGACA
Aquila chrysaetos chrysaetos is the source of this 5331-nucleotide messenger RNA. RefSeq names its product tripartite motif containing 47 (gene TRIM47). NCBI's taxonomy places the organism in Eukaryota, Metazoa, Chordata, Aves, Accipitriformes, Accipitridae. Gene Ontology annotation, molecular function: protein binding; zinc ion binding. The record is from RefSeq and is a predicted model, not a curated record. Bases 38 to 1972 code for a protein of 644 amino acids. The transcript has 6 exons.